Monomorium pharaonis (pharaoh ant) is the source of this 1710-nucleotide messenger RNA. RefSeq names its product mRNA export factor (gene Rae1). Gene Ontology annotation, cellular component: nuclear pore. Gene Ontology annotation, molecular function: RNA binding; ubiquitin binding. Lineage: Eukaryota; Metazoa; Arthropoda; Insecta; Hymenoptera; Formicidae. The record is from RefSeq and is a predicted model, not a curated record. The transcript has 7 exons. Gene Ontology annotation, biological process: RNA export from nucleus; transcription-dependent tethering of RNA polymerase II gene DNA at nuclear periphery. The coding region runs from base 242 to 1309 and encodes 355 amino acids.
UUCUCGACUCCAAGUUUUUCUAUGACGUCGAACGGCUCUUUUUGUUUUGGUUAGAUUAAAUUGCGGGCUUGAUAGCAGCUAAGCGUUUACUCCAUUACCUCCAGAUAGUCCAGAUAUCUCGAGCACCAUUUGAUUCUUCCCUAGACGUGGAUGAUGUAGAGAAAUUAUUCUCGCCUGCAUGACGUAAAUCGCAAGAAAUUGCGAGCGCUACGGGGGACGAGCGGAAUUUAGCCGUACAAGAAUGUUCAAUCAAAGCAACUCGCUGAGGACGGCAACGUCGAACACAUCGAAUCCGAUGCAAGACUUCGAGGUUGUCUCGCCGCCGGACGACUCUGUCUCUAGUCUGGCGUUCAGUCCGGCAUCCAUACCACAGAAUUUCUUGGUUGCCGGCUCCUGGGAUUGCAACGUGCGAUGUUGGGAGGUAGAGCAAUCUGGCAAGACGGUACCGAAAUCCAUGCAGAAUAUGGCAGCGCCGGUCUUGGCUGUGUGCUGGAGCGAUGAUGGAACCAAAGUAUUUAUGGCAGGUUGCGACAAAACUGCAAAGUGCUGGGAUCUAGCUACAAACCAGAGUGUACAAGUAGCAGCUCAUGACGCACCUAUUAAAACAUGUCAUUGGAUAAAAGCAUCUACAUAUUCUUGUCUAAUGACAGGUUCCUGGGAUAAGACGCUAAGGUUUUGGGAUCUGCGCAUUCCUAAACCCGCACUGACUAUAAACCUGCCUGAAAGAUGUUACUGCGCUGAUGUUGAUUAUCCUAUGGCAGUCGUGGGAACAGCUGGACGUGGUUUAAUAGUCUAUCAACUGGAGGGCAGUCCGCGAGAAUACAAACCUGUCGAAUUGAGUCUGAAGUAUCAGUACCGUUGCGUGGCAAUCUUCAGGGACAAGAAGAAAGUGCCGACCGGUUUUGCAAUAGGGAGUACGGAAGGACGCGUUGCGAUUCAUCAUCUGAAUCUCAGCACAAAGGAAAACUUUACGUUUAAGUGCCACAGGACUAACGGCACACCUAACGGAUACCAAGACAUCUAUGCGGUAAACGACAUAGCAUUCCAUCCAGUACAUGGCACCGUUGCAACCGUAGGCGGCGAUGGUACUUUCGGAUUUUGGGAUAAAGACGCACGUACCAAGCUGAAAUCUUCUGAAACAAUGGAACAACCUAUCACACGCUGCUGUUUCAAUCACAAUGGGCAGAUAUUCGCGUAUGCCGUUUCUUACGAUUGGUCUAAGGGCCACGAGUACUAUAAUCCAGCGAAGAAAAAUCAGAUCUUCCUGAGACCGUGUUAUGAUGAAUUAAAACCGAAAGCUACUCCCUAAGUCGAUGAUGCUGAAAUGUAUCAAGACCGAAACAAUGUAUGAAUCCUAAUGUAAUUACAAGUUCAUGUAUUUCCGUUCGGUAAAACCAUAUGCUGUUGACAUAUUUUCUUUUUACUUAAAAUAAUUUUUACUUAAUAUAAACUGUUGAUAUGCGCAUAACAUAAACUACAAUUAAUACAUAUCCAUUAGCUUUUUGUAUACAUAUAUUAUGAUAUAUAGAAUUGGUAUGUUUUUUGGUAAUGUUAGUUAUGUGAUUUUAAUAAUUAUCUUUCCAUAAACUGUGGUGUUGAAUUUCGAAAUAUUGACAGAGACGAUGACAGAUAACUACCUAGGUACACUGCAAAAUAAACAUAUUAAAAAAUAAAAAAUUCUUUCUAUAAAAUAUAUAUUUUUUAUCAAAA